GUGCAGAUUCUACAACACAAUUGGCAACAACCACAUCCUCCACCUCCGCAUCCGCCCUAUACGAUGUAUCGGCGCCUACACAAAACUCGGACAUAACUCAAAGUCAAAUAAUACAAGCUGCUAUAGGUGUUUCUGUUACGGUUCUAAUUAUCGGUAUAUGUGUAUUAUAUUGUUACUUGUAUGGAAGACGAAUGGGAAGGGUUCACACGGCUCUUUCACCCACACCCAGAAACGUUUAUAGCGAAUCUGUAAAGAGAUUAGAGGAAUCAAGUUCGGAAACUAGAAGAAGAUUUUACGAAGGAGAAGUUAAUAGACCCUCUUCUUUUGAUUCAACCCAAUUGGCUGGUCGCCCAUCAUUUGAGAACCCUACCGGUGCUGGUAGUGGUAUAAGUAAUGUUGGUAGUGGUGGUGCCGAUGAAACCAUUACUACAGUUGGUGGUCAAAACGUUAGGAUUGGGAAUUCCUCUUUGGCGUGCGUAAACAUCGCGAGUGAAUACAUUAGUGGCGUAACGCCUUCCCUUUCAUCCAUCGAGUUACAAGCUAACCCAAUAGAAGUAAACUAA
This is a messenger RNA of Acaulospora colombiana, 563 nucleotides long. Lineage: Eukaryota; Fungi; Glomeromycota; Glomeromycetes; Diversisporales; Acaulosporaceae. The record is from the annotation of a GenBank genome assembly.